Molecule: messenger RNA, 4890 nt
Organism: Uloborus diversus
Lineage: Eukaryota; Metazoa; Arthropoda; Arachnida; Araneae; Uloboridae
Product: zinc finger SWIM domain-containing protein 5-like
Exons: 16
Coding region: 1-3132 (1043 amino acids)
Cellular component (GO): Cul2-RING ubiquitin ligase complex
Molecular function (GO): zinc ion binding
Source: RefSeq, a predicted model, not a curated record
AUGCGACGCUACCGUGUGGGCAUCAGUGGUUUUGUGUUUAGUUUUCAUUUGAGUGGAAUAGUGGCGGCACCUAAAAGUUCCAGUAAUAGCACACAUCCUAGUUACUCAGAAAAUGACAAAAGAUGUCGUGUUUCAAUUACGUUCGAUAGGUGUAAAAUAACAUCAGUCACAUGUACGUGUGAUACAAAAGAUAUAUUUUGGUGUCAACAUGUUGUAGCUCUUGCUCUGUACAGAAUAAGAAAUGCGGACAGUGUCAGGCUUCGUGUACCCAUCUCAGAAACUCUCCUUCAGUUGGAUCGACAACAGUUACAAAAGCUAGUACAAUAUCUUAUAGCAGAACAUCAUACGGAAGUUCUCCCCACAGCGCAAAGGCUUGCUGAUGACAUCUUACAAACCAAGUCUUUGAUCAACAGGAUUGCCGGAGCUCCUGAUCCAACAGCAGGAGCUCCGGCCGAUGAAGAACACAGCUGGCAUCUAGACGAAGAGCAAGUAGGAGAGCAAGUUCGAACAUAUCUGUCUCAGGGAAGCUAUUACAGUGCUAACAAACAGCUCAACUGCCUUUUCUCAAAAGUAAAAGAAAUGUUGAGGGCGAAAGAUUCCAACGGUGGGCGAAUGUUGCGCCUCAUCACUGAACAGUUCCUAGCAGAUCCUCGGUUGGUCAUCUGGCACUCUCAGGGUACACCCAUGACCGAUAAAUGUCGGCAGUUAUGGGACCAGUUAGGUGCUUUGUGGGUCUGUAUUGUCCUCAAUCCUCAUUGCACUGCUUUAGAGCGGUCACAUUGGAAAACGUACUUGGAGAAAUGGGCUGCAAUGCAUGUUUGUCCUUUGGAGGAUGCUGACUUCAGGCCAAUGAGGGGCACAAACAAUAGCCGGAGGCCUUUAGUUGAUGACAGUUCUUCAGAUUCAUCUGAUGAUGAAAAUGAACGGCCAAGAGAUCGGCCUCUUGCAUCAACUGGACACCACCGACCCACCGCUGCUCCUCAGUUGAGAACCAUCUUCCAUCGAGCCCUCGAAGCCUGCCAUCUCAGCUGGGACGAUCCCCAUCUGAAAUUCAUUUUGAACAAUGAUAGCCUUAGCCCAAACAAUGAAACUCCUCUUCUAGGCGCUUUCAAUUCUCAGGGAUAUCCCCUAUGGCCAGAACAUAUCCCUACCGCAUGUGCUCGGGUUGAAGCCUUAAGGUCUCAUGGUUAUCAAGCAGAAGCACUUCGGCUCGCUGUCGCCAUCGUUCGUACAAUGAAACGUCAGCAGAGAGAAUGGCAGUGUCGUUGGCAGGUUGAACAAGAUAGAGGAGUGGCUCCUUGCUCAAGUUCUGGAAUCACCAUAAAUCCAUUGCAUUAUAACUCUGAAGGGUGGAUUGGCCAUCCUCUAGAUCCUGUGGGUGCUCUUUUUGAUACUUUAGCUGAAUCGUCCUUGAUUCCUGAAACAAAGUCAUUUGAUCAGUACUACGCUAAUGAAGAAGGAAGUCCUACUGCUCCACGGGAACGACCUAGGUACCAUCAUGUUUCUGUGCCUGGUAGCAGAGACCGAAGUGAAACUUAUUUAUCGCUGGCGGUAGAAGCGGCUUUGAUUGGUCUAGGACAGCAGCGUGUGAUGCCCAUGGGGUUGUAUGCUCAAGAGAAAGCUUGCAAGCAUGAAGAUCGAUUGAUUACGAAGUUGCACGAUAUCGAGCUGGACGGGACGUUAGUUGCCGUUCUUCGAAAACAGGCGAUGCUGUUACUUGAAGGUGGUCCAUUUAGUGGUUUAGGUUGUGGAAUUCACCCAGAAAGUGUACCCAUGCACACAUUUGCCAAAUAUUUAUUUACAGCAAUGCUACCAUAUGAUUCUGACUUGGCAUAUAGUGUUGGACUUCGUGCCAUGAGGUUACCUAUUUUAGAAGAACAUGAAGAAUCUGAAGAAAUGGUUAUAAAUCCAUCUAUAAAUCCUUCCGUUUUGAGUCGUUAUCCUAGAUGGUUUACUCUUGGACACAUAGAAGUUCAGCAGUGUGCUUUGGCAUCUACGAUGUUGUCGGCAGCUAAAAGUGAUGUGGCAAAACUUCAGACUGUUUUAAAAUCAGCUCAGAGAAACAUUCACAAUUCUUCCCAGCUUUUCAAACUUGCCCAAGAUGCUUUUCGCAUUGCUGUUCCAGUAGAUGGUGGUGGGAGGCAUCCCACACUGUUAGAUGCGGCAUUCCAGUUGGGUCUUCAGGUUAUGCGUAUGACUUUGAAUUCUCUGAAUUGGAGGAGAAGAGAAAUGGUUCGAUGGUUAGUAACAUGUGCUACAGAAUUAGGACUUGAAGCUGUUAUAUCAAUUAUUCAAAAUUGGUAUCAAUUAUUUACACCUACAGAAGCUACUGGUCCCGUUGCAACAACAGUCAUGUCUCAUGCCACUGUCCUGCGACUGAACUUGGAUUUCCGACAGCAGGAAGAACUGUCGACGUGUGCUCGUACCUUAGCUCUCCAGUGUGCGAACAAAGACCCUCCCAAUUGUGCUUUAAAUGCAUUGACUCUGUGUGAAAGUGAUGCCCUGGCUUUUGAAGCAGCAUAUCAAAUAGUCGUUGAAGCAGCUACGACAAACGUCAUGACAUCCUCUCAACUUUUCACGGUUGCUCGCUACAUGGAACAUAGGGGUUAUCCUCACCGCGCAUACAAACUUGCCGUCUUGGCGAUGAAGGGUGUCCAUCUUGCCUACAACCAGGACAAUCACCCUGCCAUAAAUGAUAUCCACUGGGCCUGUGCUCUCGCGCACUCUCUCGGUAAAUCAGAAUUGACGAAUCUUGUCCCACUCCUUGUGAAAAAUGUGCAAUGUGCCACUGUGCUUUCUGACAUUCUGAGACGCUGCUCAAUGGCUGCGCCGGGUAUCGCUACUCUGGACGCUAAGAGGCGAUGUAUCAAAUCCCUUUCCCUGGACAAACCUCCCCUGCGUCAGUUGCUGGAGGCAGCCAUAUCAGCCUAUGUGAAUACGACGCACUCCCGUCUGACGCACAUAAGUCCACGCCACUACGGUGACUUUAUCGAGUUCCUGGGAAAGGCGAGAGAGACGUUCCUAUUGGCGCAAGACGGACACAUUCAGUUCGCGCAGUUGGUCGACAACAUGAAGUCGGCCUACAAAGGAAAGAAGAAACUCAUGCUCCUAGUCAAGGAAAGAUUUGGCUAGCUUUAUAUAUAUUUAAAACUCAGCAGCCUUGUGUUUUCUUUUCUUUUUUGUACUACAAACGGGUGGAUGCCCGUAAAGCUGUGAUUUGCUGUUUCCAGUGAACAGAUGGGGUUGCCUGAUGCUCAGGGCAAGUCCUUUCAUGUAUUGUUCCAGGUGAGCAAUAGGAAAUCGCCUUUUGUCAGUUACUAUAUUAGCAGGUUCUGCCGGACAGACUUGAGGAUCUGAUGCCUCCAAAGAACAGUAUAACUGAGAGCGGGUGGCUUUUACAGUAGCAUUCCGAUUCUACACUGCCAUGCGGUUUCGUUUUUUUUUUAUGAGUGCGUCCUCUCAUGCAAUAACCUCUUAGAUCUUUCUAAAUCAAAAUAUUAGCUAUUUCUGAUGGAAAUCAUCGACCUCCCAUCCCUCUACUUAAAAGUGUUCAAACAUGAAGAAAUAUAUACUUACCAGUGGUUGUUUGAAACAUUUAUCGGUAUAGGAAAUCUAAAUAUGUUCUUUAUUGGGACCAAUGCUUUUUAAAACUAUUUUUGUAACAUUUUUUUGCUUGUGUUUUAUAAAGUAAUUCAAUUUCGAUGAGUUUUAUAUAUAAGUGCCAUUGAUUUCAUAGAAGUUUUAAAGCUACUGUAAAUGUCACCCCCGCCUGUAAAAAAUAACUUGGUUAGUAAUAAAUAGUGAGUCCUGUGAUGGCUUAUCUGAAGAAAGGAAACGAAAGUUUUAAAAGUAACUUAGCCUUGAAUUUUUUUUUCUUUUUUCAACCCCCCACCACGAAAAAAUUUAAUAUUUUUUAUUCUGAUAUCAGAGCUCCUAUGUAUGUUUUAUGUUGCAUGCAAAAUGCUGAUUUCUACCUCACAAAUAUAUUUUCUUUUAUAUAAAAAUACAUUUGAGUUACAAUGUGGACAUUUCCAUCAGCUUUUGAUAAGUACACAUUUGCAAACUGACACGCUCCAAUUGCUCAAUAGUAUGUUAUCUGUAUGUACAUGUUUUUUAAAAAUGUAAUUUGCAAUUUCAUAGAAGUUUUUUUAUAGCAUAGAAUGCUAUAUCCGAACAGUAAAAUUGUGCGGUAUUUUUUUUAUUUAGCAACUUUUUUCCCCCCUAUCUAACUAUGAACAAAGGAAUUAUUAUCCAAAUGAUUUCCUUCUCAGGCAAGCUUGCAUAAUAUUGCAAGGUCUUUAAUGGACUAUGCUUGAUUUUAGUCAAAAUUCGAUAACCAUAUUCUCCCAGUCUCAUGAAAUUGGCAUAAAUUGUAGGUUUGUACAUUAGUGUUUAUGCAAUUAUCAAUUUCAGUUUAAAACGGGUAAUAUGAAAGCUACAUUGAGAGAAAUAUUUGUUAUUUGUGUUUUGUUUAUAGUAGAGAUUGAAAAAAUCAUAAUUUAUUGUUUUGUGUUUGUAUCAAAAGUAUUUAAAUGUAUUUAUGUUGUUAUUUAAUGUUGAUUUCCUAUAAUGAAACCUAAAUUUUCUUUCAAAUUUUAUAAUUUAUUAAAUUGCCAAUGUUUUUUGAACUUAAAAUUUUGGGAAAUCAAUUAGUUUUCAGAAGUGAAGUGCUUUUUAAGGCAUACAUGUACUUGAUUAUGGCAUGAAAUUAUUUUACAAAAAUGCUUCAGCCGUUCUUUAGCAGUAAACUGUUCGUUAGAACUGAACUCUGACCCAGACUAUUUUGAUAUUGAACAAUGUAUGGGUAUGAUUCCCCAGAAUCGCAAAAAAGGAAAGAAAGUAAAAGCUAUUAGCAUAGUCAGAUAAAAAUAUAAAGUAUCUGCAAACUAA